AGAGAGAGAACACAGAAAAGUGGGUUUAUUAGUUAAUUGUAGAGAGAGAAAGAGAGAGAGGGGCAUGGCCACCAGUAGCUUGAACACUGGUUUAACCUCUUCUUCUUCUUCUUCCUCCUCUUUUUUCUGUUGAGAUAUUCAGAAACUGCGUGUUGUGUUGUGUUGUUUCAUUCAUCACCUAGAGAGAGAGAGAGAGAGAGAGAGAGAGAGAGUUUGUGGUGUGGUGAUUCCAGAUGCUUUGGAAAUGGGGAAAAAUGAGCAGCAAUAUCUGCAACAAGAAGAGCAAAGUGAUUCUCAUGCGAGUGAGGCUUCACGCUGUUUGGUGGUUGUGGGAGCAUUCAGUUUCAAGUGUCUCUUCGUUCUCAUCCUAAGUUUGUCGGCUCUCGUUUCUGGCCUUUUCUGGGUUUUUCCUAGACACUCCGUCACAUUUAGUUUUGAUGCAAAAGAUGUAAUUAAGCAAAGUGCUACUGUUCAGACAUCCUUCAGACUGGAGAAACCUGUUUCACAGCUUAUUCCAUACAUUGAAAGACUAGAAUAUGAAAUAUAUAGCGAAAUAGCUCUGCCAAAUACAAAGGUGGCUAUCCUAUCCAUGCACCAAAGUGUUGCACCUAACUGGACUGACGUGGUGUUUGGUGUUCUCUCUGAUCCAAUGAAUGCUUCAAUAAAUCCAGUGUCCUUGAGUGUGCUGAGGUCAACAUUUGUUGAACUAUUCCUCCAGCAAUCCAACCUGACUUUGACAACAUCAAUAUUUGGGAAUGUGUCUAUAUUUGAGAUCUUAAAGUUUACUGGGGGGGUAACUGUAAUACCACCAGUGCAGUCUGCUUCUAUUUGGCAGAUACCUCAGGUUCUGUUUAAUUUUACUCUUAACAAUUCAAUAUCCGAAGUUCUGGAUAAUUUUGAUGAUUUCAAGGAUGAAUUGAAGUUUGGAUUGGGUUUGAAGUCUGACGAGCAUGUAUAUGUGCAAAUAACAAAUGCAAAUGGCUCAACGGUAGCUCAUCCUGUAAUAGUGCAGGCUUCAGUCAUGCAAGGCUUUGGGAGCCUCUUGCCUCAAAGAUUGAAACAAUUAGCUCAAACAAUAACGGGCUCUGCUGUAGGAAAUCUUGGCCUUGAUAACUCAGUUUUUGGCAAAGUCAAAGAAAUCAGGUUAUCUUCAUUUUUGAAGGAUACGCUACAUGCUUCAUCUCCUUCUCCUGCUCCAUCCCCACAGUUAAUUGAUCACUCUGAAUCGUCAAUUUCACCAUAUCGUGCUCCUUCUUACCCUCCAGUUUCCCCAUCAACGGCUGAGCCACCUCCUUGUUUUGACUGUGAAGUAUCCUCACCUGCACCUUCUACUAUGAUCGAGCAUCCUCCAGAUCCCUGUCCAGACAGCAGCUUCAUAUAUCGUCCAAUCCCUUCACCAAAAUCUUAUUCUAAACCUGCUGUUGCUCCUUCCUCAGAUUCUGCCAGCCACACCACUGUGAAAGCUCCAGAUCUGUCACGUGUAGCUGAGGUGUCUCGUGUAUCCAAGCUUCACCAGGGUGAAGGGAGAUCUAAAAAAUUGGUGUAUCAGUUACUUGCUCCAUCCUCUUUAUCUUCAGCAGGUGGUGAUCUCGGUAGGGGAAUCAUGCUAAUGGGAUUUUGUAUGCUAAUUUCUUUUGUUUUUCUCAAUGAUAUCAUGUUUUGAUAAUAUGGAGAUGUUGCCUAAUGAAGGAUCCUCAAGCCAGGCAAGGGGGGCUACAGCUUAAUGAUGCUUUGAAAGUUUUGCUCAGAGAAACCGUCAAAUUUAAUGUCUUAAUUUUACUUCAGGCACGCAACCACCAUGUAAAGCUCCGUGGGUAAAGGGUCAAAGCCAAAAAGUUGGCAGGCCUCUCAUCUAGAAUUAUAUAUUUUAUGAAGCAUCAAAUUGAUCCCAAAGGGGGUAUACUAACAAACAGCAUGAUCCAGAGCAAAAUUGGCUUUAAGAUGUCAAAAGAACCAUCCCUUGUAUUCGAUCAAGUGUAUGAUAUGCAAAGAAUAAUGAGUUCUUUGAGCAUCUGAAUCUGUAAAAAAUCUACAGUAAUAUUCAGCAAAGGCAUAAGUUAGUCACACUUGUAUAUCUCU
Molecule: messenger RNA, 2079 nt
Organism: Gastrolobium bilobum
Lineage: Eukaryota; Viridiplantae; Streptophyta; Magnoliopsida; Fabales; Fabaceae
Exons: 5
Coding region: 245-1663 (472 amino acids)
Source: RefSeq, a predicted model, not a curated record